AUGGAAGAGGAUUACUAUGCAAUUCUCGAUUGCGUAAAGCGAGAUGGAGACGUCUACCAGUGUCCCACUCUCUACCUGCGGCGGCUUUCCGAGGAUCAGUACGCGAGGCUGAGGCCCAAGUCGCAGCACUUUAUGCCUCCCCCGUCCACUCCGCUUCUGCCACAGGACGGCUAUCGCUCGGUGUACGUCAGGCAACAGCCAGUGUACUUUUACCUUCCGCAGUUUAGGCUUUCUCCUUUCAAUGUGGAAUCAAUUCUCGGCUCCUCCGAUGGCGUUCAGUACCGACUGCUCGACAAACAUCCCGCGCAGAACUGGAAUUCGGCCACCAUGACUCUCAAGGUGCAAUACUCUCGUAAGCUGCAGGCCAUGGGAAUCUUUAGAUUUCAGAGCGUCGAUAAGGCGGAUGACAAGGUGGAUGUUGUAGUCGGCUUGCGUCGUUUGAACCCUAUGGAAUGGGAGGGAUGGUGUUUCCAACUAUCGUAUCGCGACGUCUCCCUUGAACACACCUUUCAUCAAGUCAACAACCGAAUAGAAAAAAUUACGUCCGGAUCAAAUAACAGCGAAAUUACAUCAAAAGCUCUUCGUGAUUCGCUUGGGGAAGACUCUUCAUUGACGAGCAGCGCGACAGUCGAGGGCGUCCAGCUUCAAGGACGUCUCUACAUUUCCAUCCAGGUGACACAGACAGCCGAGAUUCUAACUGAGAAACGGGUAUCUAUAAAAUCAAAUGGGUCCAUGCCACUGCUUAAAUUCAACCGAAUACUGAACUCCGCCUUUCUCGACUCGGGAGUGAGGGCGAUGACGGAGAUAUACCAUCUGGCUUCGAGCUUACCGUUUGCACCCGACGAAAACACUCCCUUCAUGCGGAUGGUACAGCCUGUUCGGUCGAGCUUGUUAGCAGACGGAGUCCGCGGCGAUUUUCUGAAGCCCAUCCGCGAAUUCGUGAAAUUUGUCAGGCAUGAAAAACCGGCAAAAGAGUUGAGCCUCGCAGACCACCUGGCCUUGGCCUUGUUUGCUGGUGAUGAAAAACAAGCCGAGGUACUUUUGAAUUAUAAAACGAUAAAUCUCGAGGCUCCAACCGCUGAUGAACACGGGCUCGCACCGCUUCACUGGGCCGUCGUGGGUGGCUCCGCCAGCUGCAUCAGGCUACUCCUUAAGAAGAGAGUCAAUACCAAGAGGUUGACAAAGCGAGGCCUGUCGGCGAUUCACGUCGCCGUGCUCUGCUACAAUAAGGUCUGGGGUGAUUUGGCCAGGCUCCAGGGUCCGCUGGAGCGCGAACGGCUUGCGGGCGCAAGGACGGAACACUUUUCCGAGACGCCAUUGCACUUGGCCGCAGCUUUCACCCCCGACAACGAGCCUGGUAUCGCAUUCUUCAAGGAGCUGAUGGACUGGAGCCUCGAUUAUACCGGAUUGACGCCUAGAAAUCUGUUUGACGAAACUCCGCUUCACCGUGCUGCCGCCGGAGACUGCGUAGGCGCCAUUCAGGCUCUCGCUUACCACCGCUUUGUGGACAAUGGAGAUCAGUAUGGCCGGACUCCUCUGUGGCACGCGGCUGCCGCAGGCGCCCGCCAUGCCAUUACGGCUCUAAUUCGUUUGGGUGCAUCUGUUAAUUUGACGGAUGAUUUUGGAAGGAGUCCAUUACAUGCAGCUUCCAGGGGAGGACACUAUGAAGCCGUCUCCCUGCUUCUUCAGCAAGGCGCAAGGACAGACACGGAGACUAGUGUCCUCAACCUGUUACCGAUGGAUCUUGCCGCCAUGUUUGGAUUCACCGAGUGCUUGAGGCGCCUUCUUGACCCGGACUGGCGAAAAGUCACCCAGGCCAAUCUCGACAGAUCACUUCAAAUAGCGGCCUCGUUUGGGUGGUAUGAAUGUGUCGAUUUGCUUUGCCAGCAUGGUAAUGCCAACCCAUUCGUGACUUUUGAGAACUACCUGCAGCCCAAGGAUGGCCAUGCUGUUAUCGUCAAGGAGGAGGCGGACGCUUAUGCCGCUGCGCUUGCAGAGCGGCAGUUGCACAUUGUUUACUUUUUCAAUACCUCCGAUAAGUGUAAACACCACCGACAACUCAGGUAUCCUCCGGCAGACAACGCUACCGACAAACCGCCACCGCUGCCAUCGUUCUAUCCCCCUGCCGGCGCUGCGCCUCCAUCCAGCAUGCCUCGGCCUGCAACAGAAUCAGCACCGGCUAUUAUGCCAGGAAGCGGACAACAGUAUCAGUAUGCGCCCCGACCAGUGGCAGAAUCAGCGCCGGCUUUUGUACCAGGAAACACACAACAGCAAUAUCAGUACGGGCCUCAGCCUGCGGCAGGAUCGGCACCAGCUGCUACACCAGGAAGUGGACAAUAUCAGUCUGCGCCCCGACCUUCAGCGGAAUCCGCGCCGGCUUUUGUACCAGGAAAAACACAACAACAAUAUCAGUAUGCGCCCCGACCUGCAGGGGAAUCUGCGCCGGCCAUGCCAGGAAGCGCACAAUAUCAAUACCCGCCCCGGCCUCCAGUGGAAUCGGCGCCGGCCGUUGUUCCAAUUACCGCACCGCAGUAUCAGCAAACGCCUAUCUACAACAGCACGCCUUCUUACAGCAGCCCGGCCUAUGUGAGCACGCCAUAUUCCCGCCAUGAAAGUGCCCCUUCAUCCUCGGCACCUCUGCAAGCCCCUGGGAAAUAUCAGUCUCCCGGUCGAUAUCAAUCCGCCGCCAACUUGCCUGCCCGGCCAAGCUCCAACACUUACCCUGUCAUGCCGCCCUCCCAAUCCCAACGCCUCCAAGAGAUGGUGAACCCAUACGAGCCCUACCAGCCCCAAGUUUCAGGCCAGAUACGUCCGGCAACCUAUGCGUAUUCAUCAGCUCCAGCAGCAGCGGACACUGCCGGCCAGGGCUCGAGCGCCACUGCUCGGUUCACAUCGGCCCCAGCGUACACGUCGCCUUACCAGACUUCGGAAGCCGUUGGACUGCCCCCCUCUUUGCCCCGUCAGCAACAUCCUCUGACAUCGGUGGUGAACGUCGUGGGCACAGUGACUUCGCCAUCGCCGCCACCGGAGGAGAGUCUUGUGAAGAGAGAUUCUAAAGUAGAGUCGAGUGGGAUAAUGGACAUGCUCAAGGGGAGAAGGCAAUGA
Messenger RNA from Trichoderma virens Gv29-8, 3105 nucleotides. RefSeq lists its product as uncharacterized. The transcript has a single exon. The coding region runs from base 1 to 3105 and encodes 1034 amino acids. NCBI's taxonomy places the organism in Eukaryota, Fungi, Ascomycota, Sordariomycetes, Hypocreales, Hypocreaceae. The record is from RefSeq and is a predicted model, not a curated record. Gene Ontology annotation, molecular function: protein binding.